CUGCAAACCAAGUGAGAAAACACGUGCUCAAACAGUGUGUGGAACCUGGUGAAACUGUUCCAAAAUCAUCAGUUGCUCGAAAAUGGAAACCAACAAUCCUAAUACCUCCUUAGAGGCCAAAAAAAAUGCUGGAAAGCUGAAAUUGGAAACUAAAGGUAGUCCUCCAAAGAAAAAAGAAAUGGUGCAUGGAGUGGGACAAAAAACAAAAAAACCUGUAUCAAAAAAGAUUAAACAAAAAAAUCAACCGCCAAAAAAUGGACCUAAGGAAUUUCAACUGGACCUUGGAGUUCUAGAUGGGUAUGACUUGCCAGCUAUUCAAGAUGAGGAAGAUGUGCAACUGUCAAAACCAAAGAGAUUCAAGAAUUCACAACCUGAAGUGCUAGGUGUGGAUUACAGAGAAAUGGAAGAAAAGAGACUAGAAGAGUUACUCUUUGGUGAGCUGAUAAAAAAAAUUGAUGUAAACCCACAGGCUAUUAAAAGUGAAAAAAACAAAACAAGCAAAAAACCCCCCCAAAAAGGCAAAGGAAAGGUAGGGAAACAAUCCCUCAGUAAAGGACCUGGCGAAGGAGAAGGUUCGCUUCCACAAGAUGUUUAUGGGACCAAUUUAGGUAUUAGUUCAGUAGGAGAAAGAAAAGCAGCGUGGGUUGAUGAAGACGAUGAAGCUUUGAAAUGUAAAAGUGUCCAAGCUACGAAAGAAACAGGCCUUGCAGAAGGAAAGGGUGUAUCAGACAGAAUUUACAAAAAAGUCUUGGAACAAAAAUUUGCAUCUAUUCAUGGUCACACGACACCUAAAUGGGCCCAGUUGGGGAAAAAAGAUGAGAAAAAAUCAAAACAGGACAGCAGUGAUGAAGUUGAGGAUAGAGACUUAACAAAAACUGCUGCAGAUCUUCUUAUGAAAGAUUCAGUGUUGUUGCCCCAAGAAAUACUAAAUUUUUUACGGAUGUCAGAUAUUAAUAAAGAAACUAGGGCAGAAGGAGUUGUUAUCAAAUCAGUUGAGUUUCAUAAAAAACAAAAUGUUGCCCUUGUAGCAGGAAAUUCUGGAGUUCUCAGCCUGUUUGAGAUUGGUGGUUCAUCCAAUGCCAAAAUCCAGUCCAUCACAUUUAAACAGUUUCCUAUACACAUGGCUCACUUCUCGCCAAGUGGCGAAGAAGUCAUAGCUUCCUCUCACGCAACUGGCAAUAUUCAAGCAUAUAACUUGAUAAACGGAAGAAGCGUUAUCAUUCCGCACAACAAACAAAUGGACAAAGGAUCUUACAAAAACUUCGUCCUUUCACCCGAUGGAAAGCUUAUAGCUUAUCAAGGCCAGUAUGGGUACAUCCAUUUAAUGAGUGCGCGUUCUAAGGAAUGGAUAACCUCUUUGAAAAUGAACGGAGAAGUUAACGCGUUGACUUUUAACCCAGAUGGCACUAAAUUAUAUAGCCACGGAGAGUUCGGCGAAGUUUAUGUUUGGGACAUGAAUACGAGGACUUGUGUCCAUAAGUUUGUAGAUGACGGUUGCAUAACGGGAACAGCUCUCGCGAUGUCACCUACUCAGCAAUAUCUAGCUUGUGGUUCUUCUUCUGGGGUUGUUAACUUGUACAAUACUAGCAAUUUAGAAAACAAUUCGCUACCAAAGCCAGACAAAGUCAUUCUCAACUUGGUGACAAGAAUUUCUGGCAUUAACUUUCAUCCAAGUUCUGAACUUGUAUCAAUAUUUUCCGACGCUAAAGAGAAUGCCGUCCGGUUGGCGCACUUUCCAUCUAUGACUGUGUUCAAGAAUUUUCCUGUACAGAAAAAGGACUCUUACCGCGUCACCACAAUGGACUUCUCUCCAAGCGGUGGUUAUAUGGCUGCAGGAUUCAACAACGGAUCAGCUCAUCUUUAUCGACUGAAUCAUUAUGAUCAAUAUUAAGUAACAUGACCUUGACCAUGAAUUGACAAAAUAAUACCGGGUUAAAUUUUUCA
Molecule: messenger RNA, 1944 nt
Organism: Daphnia carinata
Lineage: Eukaryota; Metazoa; Arthropoda; Branchiopoda; Diplostraca; Daphniidae
Gene: wcd
Product: U3 small nucleolar RNA-associated protein 18 homolog
Exons: 7
Coding region: 83-1891 (602 amino acids)
Biological process (GO): rRNA processing
Cellular component (GO): Pwp2p-containing subcomplex of 90S preribosome; small-subunit processome
Molecular function (GO): protein binding
Source: RefSeq, a predicted model, not a curated record